UGAUUUUCCAAAACAGACCAAACGCAAGCUGUCUCGUCCGAAUGAGUCCUAGAAACAUGGAUUGGGCCACAAUGCAUUCGUCACUUUCCCCGGUCAACGCAGCCAAAAUACUCCGGUGGAAGAAGUCUUCUCUCUGGCCACAUUGCCACUGGGACAGAUACCGAUAAACGCCGCCGUCUCAACCAAAAUAAUAUGUACCAAGAGAGAAAUAGUAAACCCUUCCCAUUUCUCUCCACUCGCUUUCGUAAAAGCUCUGGCUCCGCUACCGUCAUGCCACCCUCAUCAUCCACCACCACCACCUCCACCAACAAGGCCCUAAUUCUACGCCCUUCACGCCUCAAAGAUAUUCUCUUAGUUUUCUCCCUCCUCUUAAUCCUCCACCUCCUCUUUCGCGCUCCACCUCCACCAUCUUCCGUCCAACGCGCCGCCACUAUCGGAGCUUUAACCUCGAGUCCCACCACGCGUAGUCAUCUCCUCUUCUCCAUUGCCUCCUCCACCUCCUCCUUUCCUCGCCGCGCGUCCUACCUCCGCCUCUGGUACAAUCCCAACUCUACUCGCGCAUUUACCUUCCUUGACGUUAACGCAUCCCUUUCUGUUGAUCCCACCCUUCCUCCCGUGAUCCUAUCCAAAGACACCUCUCGUUUCCCCUACACCUUCAAGGGCGGUCUAAGGUCGGCGAUUCGGCUGGCGCGGUUGGUGAAAGAGGCGGUGGACCUCGAUCAAUCAAAUGUGCGGUGGUUUGUGUUCGGAGACGAUGACACGGUGUUUUUCGUGGAAAAUUUGGUGAAAACGUUGUCCAAGUAUGACCAUAAUAAAUGGUAUUAUAUAGGGAGCAAUUCAGAGAGUUAUGAGCAGAAUUUGAAGUAUUCAUUUGAUAUGGCCUUUGGAGGUGGAGGUUUCGCGAUAAGUUAUUCACUUGGUAGGGUUUUGGCUAGGGUUUUGGAUUCGUGUUUGGUGCGAUAUGCCCAUUUGUACGGGAGUGAUGCCAGGGUUUUCUCUUGCUUGGCAGAGUUGGGUGUUGGGUUGACUCAUGAACCAGGGUUCCAUCAGGUUGAUUUGCGGGGCAAUUUGUUUGGCUUGCUUUCUGCACAUCCAUUGUCACCAUUGGUGUCUCUUCAUCAUUUAGAUGCUGCAGACCCACUCUUUCCUUAUACAAGCAAGGCUCAAGCUGCAGAACACCUUUUUGAAGCUGCAAAUGUUGAUCCUGUCAGGAUCUUGCAGCAAACAGUUUGCUAUGACCGUACAAGUUCAUUGACUGUUUCAGUUGCAUGGGGUUAUUCUGUUCAGGUGUUUGAAGGCAAUGAGCUUCUUCCAGAUAUACUUUCUCUACAGAGGACCUUUAGACCAUGGAGGAGAAGUGCAAAUAUUGAAUCCAGUCAUUAUAUGUUUAAUAUGAGAGAAUAUCCUAGGCAUCCAUGUAAAAGACCUCUUGUAUUCUUUAUGGAGAAUGUUACAUUUGGUGAUGGUGGUAUUUGGAGCACUUACACCAAGGACGAUAUUGGCAGUUGCUCCAGAGCUAAAGCUAUAAAGAAUCUGGAGCAUGUAAGAGUAUUUUCCCAGAAACUAGAACCUGAUAUUGGACAGAUUAAGGCUCUGCGUCGACAAUGUUGUGACAUUUCUCCCUCAUUUAAUGAAUCAAUGGUCAUUAGCAUUAGGCAAUGUGGCACAGAUGAAUUAAUUUCUAUGCAUUUCUAGUCUUUCUUGGGGAAUGACUGCUGUACAGAAAUGCCAUUAACGAGAAAACUCUCAGAGUUUGAAUUUUUGAUCCUUGGUAAAGUCUCUUUACUUAAGAAUGGUCUUUGGACUCUCUCUUGCUCUCCCCCCUUCUCUCCUGUUUCUUCUUCUUAUUCAUCUUCUUCAUGUUGUAGUUGUUUAGGAAAGAAUGACUUGUGAUUGACCACUUGAUGCUGCCAAUGGAUUCAAGAAAAUUCAUUGUGAAAUACGUGAGAAGCUUAAGAUUAUAGUCCACUUCUAAUGUAGAGUUCGGGGGAAUUAUAAUUGUUAUGUAUCUAUAUAAAUAAUAUUAGUUGUUGGUUCUUUAUUUAAGUCAUAUGGAUAAUUUUGUAAUUUCAGAAUUUUUAUGGAAAUAUUUAAAUUUUUAUUCUUUAUA
This is a messenger RNA of Hevea brasiliensis (rubber tree), 2110 nucleotides long. RefSeq lists its product as uncharacterized. The transcript has 3 exons. Gene Ontology annotation, molecular function: acetylglucosaminyltransferase activity. Bases 193 to 1695 code for a protein of 500 amino acids. NCBI's taxonomy places the organism in Eukaryota, Viridiplantae, Streptophyta, Magnoliopsida, Malpighiales, Euphorbiaceae. The record is from RefSeq and is a predicted model, not a curated record.